AUGGACACACAAGCAGGAAUAUCUCAGAAGGACAUCUAAUGUUAUCCCCGGAUUGUGACAUAAAAGAUAAUGACAGUAGACAGGAUUCUCCAGGAGAUAACCCCAUUACCCCAAUUAUACAUCCAGCUCUAUCAGCUGAUCCCUCUGAUCCUGGGAAAUGUUCUCCUGAUCACUCUGAUAUUGGUGCAUCUGUUACAGCUCUGACAGUAGAUAUAGUGUUUCCCUGUUCUAUAGAUGCCAAAUGUUUUACACAGAACACAAAGCCUAUUAACCCACACACAGGUAAGGUAGGUGAGAGGCCACUGAUAUGUUCAGAGUGUGGGAAAUGUUUUACAUACAAAUCAGAUCUUGUUAAACAUCAGAGAAGUCACACAGGUGAGAAGCCAUUUUCUUGCUCUGAGUGUGGGAAAUAUUUUACCUGGAAAUCAAAACUUGUUGCACAUCAGAGAAGUCACACAGGUGAGAGGCCAUUUCCAUGUUCUGAGUGUGGGAAAUGUUUUGCACACAAAUCAGAUCUUGUUAUACAUCACAGAAGUCACACAGGUGAGAAGCCAUUUUCUUGUUCUGAGUGCGGGAAAUGUUUUAUCCAGAAAUCAAAACUUGUUACACAUCAGAGAAGUCACACAGAUGAGAGGCCAUUUCCAUGUUUUGAGUGUGGGAAAUGUUUUGCAUGCAAAUCAGAUCUUGUUAUACAUCAGAGAAGUCACACAGGUGACAAGCCAUUUUCUUGCACUGAAUGCGGGAAAUGUUUUACAAAGAAAUCACAACUUGUUACACAUCAGCGAAGUCACACAGGUGAGUGGCCAUUUCCAUGUUCUGAUUGUGAGAAAUGUUUUGCACACAAAUCAGUUCUUGUUAAACAUCAGCGAAGUCACACAGGUGAGAAGCCAUUUCCAUGUUCUGUGUGUGGGAAAUGUUUUACACAGAAAUCACAUCUUGUUUUACAUCACAGAAGUCACACAGGUGAGAAGCCAUUUUCUUGCUCUGAGUGUGGGAAAUGUUUUACACAAAAAUCACAACUUGUUUCACAUCAGCGAAGUCACACAGGUGAGAAGCCAUUUCCAUGUUCUGAGAAAUAAAUUCACUCUUGUUGCAUGCAAUAGACAUCACUGAGGUGAGGAACCAUUUUAGUCUUCUGCAGUAUACUUCUUAUUGCCAUGCAUUGUUAUUAAAGGUUCUUAUCCUAUCUCC
Messenger RNA from Pseudophryne corroboree (corroboree frog), 1191 nucleotides. RefSeq names its product gastrula zinc finger protein XlCGF17.1-like. Gene Ontology annotation, cellular component: nucleus. The record is from RefSeq and is a predicted model, not a curated record. The transcript has a single exon. Bases 39 to 1079 code for a protein of 346 amino acids. Lineage: Eukaryota; Metazoa; Chordata; Amphibia; Anura; Myobatrachidae. Gene Ontology annotation, biological process: regulation of transcription by RNA polymerase II; urogenital system development; embryo development. Gene Ontology annotation, molecular function: RNA polymerase II transcription regulatory region sequence-specific DNA binding; DNA-binding transcription factor activity, RNA polymerase II-specific.